Helianthus annuus (common sunflower) is the source of this 870-nucleotide messenger RNA. RefSeq lists its product as uncharacterized. The record is from RefSeq and is a predicted model, not a curated record. The coding region runs from base 1 to 870 and encodes 289 amino acids. Lineage: Eukaryota; Viridiplantae; Streptophyta; Magnoliopsida; Asterales; Asteraceae. The transcript is spliced from 4 exons.
AUGGUUUGGAGAGUACUAAUUGUACUUAACCAAAUCAAAAAUCUCCAUUGUUCCGACCUUCGCAUCGAGGAUUUGCCUAUUGCUUAUCGCCUCCGAUCCCAUGGCUCUAGCCGAUUCUUGCUCUUCUCGACAUCCAGCAAACCCUUGAUUCUCAAGGCCACCAAAAACGAAGACGGAUGGCAGCGCAAAUUUUUCUUUGUCAAACGAGACUCCAUUGCUGAGGGUGCCAGCCUUCCGGUGGAGUGGUUAACCACCGUGAACUUCAAGGAAGUUGCUCCCCCUACCGCUGACUCAGAAGAGAGAAUCAAUACUGUUUACCGUUUACCUGCAAUAGACAGGACUUUCACCACACACGUCCCGAGUUCCAGCCAAUACUCAUCAUCCGAGAUGUCUGCACCAGCUAAGAUCCCUGAAGUCUUUGAUCUUGACGAAUUGGACAGCUAUUCUGACCAGAUCCAGGUCAAGAAAGAACCUAGCCCCAAGACCACAGCUACAUCCAAACCCAGCAUCUCCAAAGCCAUCAUCAUUCCUAAACCCUCACCGGCUACCAAACCCCGGAGUUCAAGUUCCCGCAAAAGGAAAGAACCUGAUUCCCCUGUCAUUUCUGACACAUUUCCUUACGAGAAGCACGGGUUCAUUGAAGCUAGCGGGUUUAUGACUUCUUUUCUUAACCAGGGUCUUGAGCGCUUGGUUAACUUAUAUCAAGAAUCCUGCAAGCUCAACAAGACACUUGAAUCUAAACUAAAGGAAGCAGAAAUCACAAUCUCCGACCAAGGUAUGAUUGCGGCCGCCAAAUCUCGUCAUUACGAGGAGAAAUACAAAGCUAUGACCCAAGAACACCAAGUUGCUCUCAACAAAGCUACUCUUUAA